Molecule: messenger RNA, 1080 nt
Organism: Paramecium tetraurelia
Lineage: Eukaryota; Ciliophora; Oligohymenophorea; Peniculida; Parameciidae
Exons: 2
Source: RefSeq, a predicted model, not a curated record
AUGGGGCCAGGUCAAUACAAUCCUCAAAUUGAGAGGAAAGGAGGAACACUCAACUUUGGAUCAUACAGCUAACGCAAAAUGAUAUUGGCAUAAGAUACUUUAACUCCUGGACCCCUUCAUUAUACAAUAAAUAGUGUUAGAAGUUAGGGUGUUUCCUUUGCAAAUUCAAAGAAGGUUUUACAGAAACCGACUCGAAAUCCAGGGCCAGGGCAAUAUCUACCUAUAGACGAACCUCAUAGUAGACUUGGAGGAUCUAUUUCAAGAACUUCCAGGAAUAACAAUUUCGAUAAUCAAAUUCCUGGAGCUGGUCAUUAUCCGAUUAAAUCUACAUUAAAAAGUCUUAGCUUCAAAUUUAAGUAAUUACACAAGAGAGCUAAGACUGAUUAUAUGAGUCCUGGUCCUGGAUCCUAUUCAAUCUUGUCGGAUUCAAUGAAUCAUGGUAUCAAAAUGCAUAACUCCAAAAGAACUUGGUCAUACAUUUUAAAAACUGAGACUCCAGGUCCGGGAACCUAUUAAAGUGAGAGUUUCAUUCAAAACAGAGUCUCAUCAAAACAUUCAAAAACCUCUUCUAAGGAAUAAUCAAAAAUCUUAGAUAAAUGCUUCUCCCAACACGAAUCAAAACAAUCCAAUAAAUUAGGAUCUUGUACUUAAUCUAAAGGUAAUCUUGAUUCUAAUGGAAUUUUAUCGAAAAGACAAAAAGUUAAAUCCAAUCCGUUUGGCCCAUAAUAAAACAUUAGUGAUGCUUAUAAUAGAUUAAGGGAAUAUGGUAAAUUAAAAGUAACUUUCACAAAAUAAGUGAGAAAGGAAGAAUUCCUAGAUGAAUUUUCAACUGGUGGUCCAAAAAAGGCUAACAGAUCUCCAGGUCCAGCCAUUUAUGCUGAUAUCAAAUUCAAACCUAAUACAAAAUUGGGUUUUGUUCCAACCUCAAAAAAAGGAGAAGUAUUCAAACCAAAAGAAGGACCUGGUGUUGGAGAAUAUACUAAAAUAGCACCUUUUGGUAAAGUUUACAAUAAACACAUAACACCAAAGAGAUCAUUUUUCAAAUUCAAGGACCUUAAUUAAUUUGAUUUUGACUAAUGA